Thunnus maccoyii (southern bluefin tuna) is the source of this 3011-nucleotide messenger RNA. RefSeq names its product sodium/myo-inositol cotransporter-like. Gene Ontology annotation, molecular function: D-glucose:sodium symporter activity. The coding region runs from base 509 to 2704 and encodes 731 amino acids. The record is from RefSeq and is a predicted model, not a curated record. Gene Ontology annotation, biological process: myo-inositol transport; inositol metabolic process; transmembrane transport. Gene Ontology annotation, cellular component: plasma membrane. NCBI's taxonomy places the organism in Eukaryota, Metazoa, Chordata, Actinopteri, Scombriformes, Scombridae. The transcript has 6 exons.
GUCCAAUGUCUACUUUUUAGAACAAAACGACAGGAUCUUUGGUUGACUGAUCAAGCCGUGUCCUCAAACUAAUAGAGUGAAUCACAGUGACACAUCCCAGCACAUCAUCAUCAUCAUCAUCAUCAUCAUCAUCAUCGUGAGAGCGCGAGCAGUGUGUCCUCCCUCCACCCAGGUGAUGAUGCUGCAGCUGUGGGCGGAGGCUCCAGCUCCUGUUAAGAAGCUGAGGACCCUGCAGCCAUCACCAGUCUCCGGCAGAGAGGCAACUAUCUACCAUUAAAACAAACUGGGAAGAAGAGACGUUCACGGAGGUAAAUCAGACAUCCAGCAGGAUCCAGAACACAGAUGACAAUUUCCUUUUAUGGCAUCAACUGUCAAAACCCACUAUUGCAGCACUAUUGCAUUUUAUAUGUAGUGUCAAAACUAGAUAUAAAGUGCAAAGGAACAACAAUUCUUCAAAUAAGUCAGAAAUUAGAUCAGUUCUGUUAAAGAGCAUCAAAAGUGAUCAAACAUGGCCACCAUGGAAGCGGCAGACAUCAUAGUUGUAGCAAUCUACUUCAUCCUGGUGCUAGCGAUUGGCUUCCUCGCCAUGUGGAAAGCCAAUCGGAGCACAGUGAGCGGCUACUUCCUCGCUGGUCGCUCCAUGAACUGGGCAGCUGUAGGAGCUUCUCUGUUUGUCAGCAACAUAGGAAGUGAGCAUUUCAUUGGACUAGCUGGAUCAGGAGCUGCUAGCGGCUUUAGUGUGGCUGCUUGGGAAUUCAACGCACUAUUAUUGCUCCAGUUGUUAGGCUGGGUGUUUAUCCCUGUGUAUAUUCAGUCUGGAGUCUACACUAUGCCGGAAUACCUUUCCAAACGGUACGGCGGGAGGCGACUAAAGGUAUAUUUUGCUGCAUUAUCUCUUGUCCUCUACAUCUUCACCAAAUUGUCUGUGGACCUCUAUUCUGGAGCCUUGUUUAUCCAUGAAUCUUUGGGGUGGAACUUGUAUCUGUCAAUCAUCCUGCUCAUCUCCAUGACGGCCUUGCUGACCAUCACUGGGGGCCUGGUUGCUGUCAUCUAUACGGACACGGUCCAGGCGUUCCUCAUGAUUGCUGGAGCACUCUGCCUCACAGGCAUCAGCCUCUUCAAAGUGGGAGGACUUGAAGGGGUGAGGACCAAGUACAUGGAGGCUUCUCCAAACAUCACUGCCAUCUUUCUGUCUUCACCCAACCUGACGUAUUCUGAAAUUUGCCACCACCACCACCUCCACCCAAAGCAAGAUUCUUUGAAGAUCCUUCGAGGUCCGAGGGAUCCAGACCUGCCUUGGCCGGGUUUCUUACUCGGCCAGACUCCUGCUUCUAUUUGGUACUGGUGUGCAGAUCAAGUGAUUGUACAGCGGGUUCUGGCAGCGAAGAACAUUGCCCAUGCCAAAGGUUCUACCAUCAUGGCAGGCUUCCUGAAAAUCCUGCCCAUGUUCAUCAUUGUCAUCCCAGGGAUGAUUUCCAGGAUCUUAUUUGCUGAUGAGUUGGCGUGUAUCAGUCCAGAGCACUGCAUGGAAGUGUGUGGUUCUGCAGCUGGCUGCAGCAACGUGGCUUACCCACGACUUGUCAUGUCCGUGAUGCCUGUUGGUCUCCGUGGCCUGAUGAUGGCUGUCAUGAUUGCAGCUCUAAUGAGUGACUUAGACUCCAUUUUCAACUCAGCGAGCACCAUAUUCACACUGGAUAUUUACAAAAUGCUACGAAAGCAGGUGUCAUCCAGGGAGCUGGUGAUUGUUGGCAGACUGUUUGUGGUUUUCAUGGUGAUCAUCAGCAUUGCCUGGGUGCCAGUCAUCAUCGAGAUGCAGGGAGGCCAGAUGUUCUAUUAUAUCCAAGAAGUUUCAGAUUACCUGACACCACCCAUAGCUGCUCUCUUCUUGCUUGGCAUCUUGUGGCAUCGCUGCAAUGAGACAGGUGCCUUUUGGGGUGGGAUGGUAGGGUUUACCCUUGGAGCACUCCGUCUGGUGUUGGCGCUGGUUUACCGCGAGCCACGCUGCAACCAGCCUGAUGAGCGGCCAGCUUUCAUCAAAGAUGUCCAUUUCAUGUAUGUGGCAGGCAUCUUAUUUUGGGUGUCAGCUUUAGUGACUGUCAUUGUGAGUCUCUGCACUCCUCCACCUGGAAAAGAACAAAUCAGAACCACUACUCUAUGGGGGUUAAACAAAAGAAAGAGGCUAAAACAACAAGAAAAAGAAGCUGGAGAAGACAUGACUACUUUGAAGCCUCUAAACCAUGCAAUCUUAAAUGGAAACACUUUGCUCGGUAAAGAAAAGUGUCAGGACCACUCAAACAAAUUCAAAGGCAUUGAGGCCAAUCAUGAAAAUGCUCAGCAAAGCAAUGGUCAUGCUAUUGCAGUCAAUGACAUAGAAAUCCGUCCAAUCCAGAAUGGCCACUCACUGAUUUCUGACCCUAAAAUGGUCGAAGAGGCAGGGGGGAUAGGAGUGAGGGAUGGGGACGAAGAAGAGCAGGGCUGCUUUGGAGGAGGAGAAGUGGAGAGUGGGAAGUGUAUGAAAGUUUUGGAGUGGUUCUGUGGUUUCCAGGAGAAACCAUCUAAAUCUCAGGUCAUUACAGUUCAGGAGCAGGAGAAGAUCUUGGAUGAACUUCUCCAUGAACCUCCAAGAACCAAAAUCAUCCUGAACAUAGGACUGGUGGUGAUUUGCUCUGUUGGGAUCUUUCUCUUCAUCUAUUUCUCCUUAUAGGCUCCCUUAAUUCCAAGCAGUGGACCACGUUAGUCCAUAAUCUACACACAGGAAUGGUCUGCAGGUAAGCUGUCCUUCAGUUUUCCCUGAAGUUUUCAUCAACAAAGACCACGAUGAACAGCAAAACAGCUGUUUUCUAACAUGAGAACAUUUUGUUAAAUUGCAAUUUGCUAUAUACAAAACGUCUCCCGUAUACACAGUCAAGGCGUCUGUUUGGUUCUGGGCUGUGGCUCAGGACGUAGAGCGGGUUGUCCACCAAUUGGAAGAUUGGUGGUUUGAUCCCCAGCUCCUCCAGUCCACGUGUCGA